Auxenochlorella protothecoides is the source of this 1182-nucleotide messenger RNA. Its product is annotated as Mannose-6-phosphate isomerase. The transcript is spliced from 4 exons. Gene Ontology annotation, molecular function: zinc ion binding; mannose-6-phosphate isomerase activity. Gene Ontology annotation, cellular component: cytosol. NCBI's taxonomy places the organism in Eukaryota, Viridiplantae, Chlorophyta, Trebouxiophyceae, Chlorellales, Chlorellaceae. Gene Ontology annotation, biological process: GDP-mannose biosynthetic process; carbohydrate metabolic process. The record is from RefSeq and is a predicted model, not a curated record. Bases 1 to 1182 code for a protein of 393 amino acids.
AUGGUCACUCUCAGCGUCCAGGCUCCCGUCGCCCCCCAUGCCAACGGCGUCGCGCACGACGGCCUCUACCGCCUACAAUGCAAGGCGCAGACAUACGCUUGGGGCCUUCCGAUGGACGAAAGCGAGGUGGCCAGACUGUGCCUGGCAGAUGGUCAAAUGCUCGACCCCUCCCUGCCCUACGCUGAGCUGUGGAUGGGCACCCACCCCAGCGCCCCCUCCACCCUGGCCGCCCCCUCCGGCCAGCCGCUGUCUGACCUGCUGCAGCGCCAUCCCGAGCUGCUCGGCGCGGCGGCGCCCGCCUUUGGCAUCCGUGGCCUGCCCUUCCUGUUCAAGGUCCUGUCCAUCGGCUCCGCGCUGUCCAUCCAGUCCCACCCCGACAAGGCCCUGGCGGCGCGUCUGCACGCCGAGCGCCCCGAUGUCUACCCAGACGCCAACCACAAGCCGGAGAUGGUGCUGGCGCUGACGCGGUGCGAGGCGCUGUGUGGCUUCGCGCCGGCCGAGGAGCUGGCGGGGACGCUGGCUGCCGUCCCCGAGCUGCGCGCGAUGGAGGGCGGCGCGGGGCGCCAUGCGCGCGAUGCGCUGGCGCUGCAUCUGGCCGCGCAGUACCCGCGCGACGUUGGCGUGCUGGCGGCGCUGACCCUGAACCACGUCACGCUGGAGGCGGGGGAGGCGCUGGCCCUGCCCGCCAACCUGCCGCACGCUUACCUGGCGGGCCAGGCGCUGGAGGCCAUGGCCGAGUCGGACAACGUGAUCCGCGCGGGGCUGACGCCCAAGCUGCGCGACGCCGCCGUGCUCUGCGCCUCGCUGUCCUACGACCAGGCGCGGCCCGAGGUCCUGCGCGGCGAGCGGUGCGGUGGUGACGUCGGCGCCGGCGAGGCCAAGGCGGCGGGCGAGCACGGCCUGCGCAGGUACCGCCCCUCCCAGCCCUUUCCCGAGUUCGAGGUGUGGACUGGGCGCGCUGCGCCGGGGACGAAGCUGCGCCUGGCCCCCGCGGCGGGUCCCGCCCUGCUCCUGGUCAGGCGCGGGGAGGCGCGGGCGGGGGCACGCCGCCUGGGGCCCGGCCACGCAUUCUUCCUUGCGGCGGGCCGGGGGAUGGACCUGGAGGUGGCCGCUGGGGGCCAGGACCUGGAGAUCGCCGCGGCGGCCUGCAACGGCAUGGGCUUUGGCUCGGGCGAGGCCUAA